Molecule: messenger RNA, 5187 nt
Organism: Syngnathoides biaculeatus (alligator pipefish)
Lineage: Eukaryota; Metazoa; Chordata; Actinopteri; Syngnathiformes; Syngnathidae
Gene: sox6
Product: SRY-box transcription factor 6
Exons: 17
Coding region: 327-2672 (781 amino acids)
Biological process (GO): positive regulation of chondrocyte differentiation; central nervous system development; regulation of transcription by RNA polymerase II
Cellular component (GO): nucleus
Molecular function (GO): RNA polymerase II cis-regulatory region sequence-specific DNA binding; DNA-binding transcription factor activity, RNA polymerase II-specific
Source: RefSeq, a predicted model, not a curated record
UUCGGCGAGCGCGUGCGGGACCUUCGCUGAUUCUCAUGCCGCCGCCUUGACGAAACCCAACCGAAAUCCGACAGAAAGAAAGAAAAAGAGGGGAAGAAAGACAAAGGAGAGAAAGAAUACUUUUUUUGUUUUUUUACGUUCCUUCAGCUCCACUUGUCUGUGUUUUUUUUUUUUUUGUGUGUUACGACUACGGAGAGGAAACACACACGCCGCUUUCUCCUCGACUUACGUCGUCAAGGUCAUUUACAUGAAUCCAACGUCAAAGUGGCAGUGAGUCGCUGGGAACUGGGGAGCGAGUCUUUCGGUUUUUAACCCCACGCGCUGACAUGGAAGGCUUUCUUCGUAGCAGCUUUUUACUGAGCAGAGUCAUGUCUUCCAAGCAAGCCACGUCUCCCUUUGCCUCUGUGGUCGACGGAGAUGAUGCCAUGAGCCAGGACCACUUGUCUUGGGAAAAAGAGGAGCCGGCCGACGCCCACUGCACACCGCAGCUGCCGCUGCACAAUCUGCUCCAUGGAAAAGCCCAUCCUGAUGAAAUCCAGCCGCUGAGCAGCGUGCCUCCGGAGAGCGACUGGGACAGCUUGGUGUCUGCCCAACAACGCAUGGAAUCGGACAGCAAUAAAGUAUGUUCCCUGUACUCCUUCCGCAACAAUUCCACUUCCCCGCACAAGCCCGAGGAGGGGGCCCGGGAGCGAGGCGACCUGCUGAGCGCAUCAGCGUUCGGAACUCCGGAGCGCCGCAAAGGAAGCCUGGCAGACGUCGUGGACACACUCAAGCAGAAGAAGUUGGAGGAGAUGACAAAGACAGAACAGGACGAUUCAUCCUGCAUGGAGAAACUACUUUCCAAAGACUGGAAAGAAAAGAUGGAGCGGCUCAACACGAGCGAUCUUCUAGCCGACGUAAAAGGUACUCCUGAGAGCCUGGCGGAGAAGGAACACCAGCUCUCCACAAUGAUCAGCCAGCUGAUCAGCCUACGAGAGCAGCUCCUGGCCGCCCACGACGAACAGAAGAAGCUGGCCGCCUCGCAAAUGGAGAAGCAGAGGCAGCAGAUGGAGUUGGCCCGUCAGCAGCAGGAGCAGAUUGCCAGACAACAGCAGCAGCUUCUGCAGCAGCAACACAAGAUCAACCUCCUCCAGCAGCAGAUCCAGCAGGUCCAGGGUCACAUGCCUCCGCUCAUGAUCCCCAUUUUUCCACACGACCAACGCACUCUGGCAGCAGCCGCCGCCGCCCAGCAAGGUUUUCUCUUCCCUCCGGGAAUGUCUUAUAAGCCAGGUGAUAACUACCCCGUGCAGUUCAUUCCCUCCACAAUGGCCGCCGCGGCAGCGUCAGGACUCAGCCCCCUCCAGCUCCAGCAACUGUACGCCGCCCAACUUGCCAGCAUGCAGGUCUCUCCCGGAGCCAAGAUGCCGCCGCUCCCGCAGCCGCUCAAUGCCAGCGGGCCCAUUUCCCCCUCCUCUCUGAAGAAUGACAAGAGUUCAUCCAGCCCUAUCACUCAAGUCAAGGAGGAAGGAUCACAGCCGCUCAACCUUUCCGCCCGGCCGAAGACGACGGACAUUGUCAAAUCCCCGACUUCCCCGACACAAAACCUGUUCCCCGGCUGCAAAAGCAACCCAAACAGUUUCGCUACCAAGGGUGGUAUCCCCAGUCCGCUUGAGAGAGGCCUCGGUCGUGGCUCCUCGUUAGACAUCCUAUCCAGCCUCAACUCGACGGCGCUGUUCGGGGACCAGGACACGGUGAUGAAGGCCAUCCAGGAGGCCCGGAAAAUGAGGGAGCAGAUCCAGAGGGAACAGCUGCAACACCACCAGCAGGGCAUGGAGGCGAAGCUGUCCGCCCUCACCUCGGUCGGCCUCAACAACUGCAGGGUUGACAAGGAAAGGGCACAUUUUGACGGAAUCGGGCACCACCUCGGCAAGCUGGCUGAAGACGGAAAGAUCGGCCACAGGGUCAUUGAUCUCACCAGGCCGGAGGAUCUUGACGGAGGCGCCGGAUCGGCCGAGGCGAGAGUCUUCAGGGAGUCCAGGGGGAGGAACAGCAACGAGCCGCACAUUAAGAGGCCGAUGAAUGCCUUCAUGGUGUGGGCCAAAGAUGAGCGCCGCAAGAUCCUCCAGGCCUUCCCGGACAUGCAUAACUCCAAUAUUAGCAAGAUUCUGGGUUCCCGGUGGAAGUCCAUGUCCAACCAGGAUAAGCAGCCGUAUUAUGAAGAGCAGGCGCGUCUGAGUAAGCUCCACUUAGAGAAGUACCCCAACUACAAGUACAAGCCCCGGCCCAAGAGGACCUGCAUCAUCGACGGCAAGAAGUUGCGCAUCGGAGAGUACAAGCAGAUGAUGCGCUCGCGGCGGCAAGAGAUGAGGCAGUUCUUCACUGUCGGGCAACCACCCCAGAUUCCCAUCACCACAAGCGCCAGUAUGGUCUACCCCGGGGCCAUCGCCAUGGCGACGACGACGCCCUCGCCGCAAAUGACGUCGGAGUGCUCGAGCGCCUCGGCGAGCCCCGAGCCGACCAUCCCCGUCAUUCAGAGCACCUUCAACAUGAAGCUGGAGGCCAACAACAUCGCCAAUAACAGCGAGCCGGUCAACGGCGAGGACGACAUGGACAUGUACGAAGACUUUGAGGACGAGCCCAAAUCAGACUACAGUAGUGAAAAUGACACGCAAGAGCCGGUCAGCGCCAACUGACGGAGCGUCCGGUGGAAAACGUGAGGACGGCACCGCCGAGGUUUGAAAGUGUUCACGGGGGAGGACGCAAACACGAUGCAAGCCAGCAUGCGGCUUCAGUAAAUCAAAAGAACAAAAAAGCUAUUUGGUCUUAAGCGUUUCUUCGUGUGUGUGUGUGUGUGUGUAGCUAUACUUUUUUUUUUUUUUUUCAUUUUUCCCAUCACCGCGAUCACGGACGUCUCACAGAAAACGGCCGUGACCUGGAACGUACAGAACUUGAAAUCAAACAUUUGCUUAAUCGUACGUUUAUUGACCUUGUUUCUGAACACGACCGAAAGUGUCUCGCUCAGGUAUUGCGUGGCAACCAACAGCUUGUGAAUGUGUCCGAUCGUCACGGCGACGUCGCCGGGGACAAAAGGUCACGCGAUUCCGUCGCGCAUCAGUAUCAGUACAAUAUAUGCGGUUCAACUCCUGAGGUGGUGCGGCAGUGCCAAACGUGUCCAAUCGGUGACACUUAAUCCAGAUUCAUUAUCGAUACAAAUACGGGUCGGGAAGUGCGGGAGAGUUUCCUGUAAUCAGGAAAAACAAAGAUUAACCCAAUCCACUCGUGGAUGGGAGGGGGAGUGCACCACCACCCGCUCGUUCCCAGUCCCGCUAGCCAUUCCCAGUCAGCAAUUUGUUAAUCCGAGCGAUUGUAAUCAGGCCAGAACGCGAGCGGGCCAACAGGGCCAACGGGGCCAACGGGGCCGACGGGCCGCCAAUCCGCCGGAUUGGAAGAGCGGCGAAAGGCAGCUUUGGGGGCAUUACAAUCUCAAAUUGUGUAGCGGCGCAACAUUCUCUUAAAUGCUUUAGCCCCCGUUUGGAGGGGCGAGUUUUAAAGUCUUAGCUCCUAAACUUUUUUUUUUUAAUUCUUUUUUCGACAUUGUAAAUCUUAAACGGACACUAAGGAGUCUUAAAGCGGAGCACGGUCGUUGGGUCGAUGCAGUGACUUGAUUACUGGCGCAGUCUUAAGACACGAAGACAUUUAUACAAUAGAUGAGCGAACACAUUGGUCAAGUGCACUUAUUGUCAUUGUGUCCCCUUUCAAAUCACAAUUAUAAUUAAUUAUUGUCUGUGCCGGGGGUGUCCAAACGUUUGCGUACGGAAAAAUCAAAACCAUGCAAAGGCCACGUUGACAUCAAAACGCAACUCGGAAUUCAUUUUCCCGCGCGGGUGUCAAACUCAAGGUCCGUGGGCUAGAUCUGGCCAGCCAAAGACUCAUUAACCUCCAUGAUUUUUGCUAAAAUGUCGCAACACUAGUUCCUCGGUUCUCGAACACAGUCCGUUCCAGAAGGCCGGUUGAAAACCGGAAUGUUCGAAAACCGAAGCGCGUUUUCCCAUUACAAUGAAUGGGAAAUGAAAUAAUGCGUUCCACGCCUAAAAAAAAUCGUUUUAUUUUAAAGCACCGCAUUCCUUUUUUUAGCACCAGCAGUUCCACUCGCCAUCUUUGGAGCCAUGAUCGGGGUUAAUAUUGCUCAAUCGGAAAAAAAAAUGUUACGUCGUUUUGAAAGCACAAUAACAAAUCGACGUGGCUCAGCUGGUCGGGGCGUUCGAAUACCUAUUUUCGUUCAAAAACCAAAGCAAAAAAAUCUUGAAAUUUUCGAUUUGUGCGAAAACAGCGACGUUCAAAAACCGAGGUACUGCUGUAUAUUAAAAGCACUUUUAUUAUCAAACCCUUUUCCAGCAACUUGAACAAACUUAUGAUUUCAAAUCUAAUUAUCCAUCAAAUUGAGGUAAUUAAAUAUUGAUAUGGUUUUACAGUCAUAACGGCCCGCUGAAGAAAACAGCAAUGCGCCCUGUGACAAAAAUGAGUUUGACACCUUUCAGAAAGUGGAGCAGACAAUCGCAAUUCAGGCUAUUUUCUGCUGUCCCUGAAUUAUGAUUAUUAGAAAUAAUGUAGGUUUUUUUUUUUUACACUUUUGCACAUUUUGAAAAGUCCUACAUGAAACCAAUGUAUGAACCUUUUCUCCAAGCUUACUGCCCGAUAGUACAAUGCAGGCAAACUACACGAUCUGUGCCGAUGGUGAAUUUCAUCUGCUCCGGGCCGCAAAUGACCCCCGGCCGUAGUUUGGACACCCCCGCUCGACACUGAUCCCAUCUCGAAAAUCUGACAAUUGACCUCCUUUGGCAAGAUAAAGCUCCUCGAGCAGUCAAAGCCUCCAUUUCGAGACUCGCGGUUUAAGUGCCCCCCCCCCCCCCCAGAACCCCGACCCCUGCCCGGAAUAUGCCCGAGCCCACAGGGGGCGCCAUCUGGCUCAGAAAGAACACACGAGGCCGACAAUAGAAAGCGAAGGUGCGCGUCCCCCUUCCAUCAAAGCGCUGGAAAGCGAGGCCUCGGCGGGGCCGGCGGCGCGACCCCGACGCCGGCCGCUGGCGAGCAGAUGGAACAAGUACAUCAAGCUGUGGGGGAUUAUUAAAAUGACUGACGACUGGAUAUCAUGCGAAAUGCGCCAUUAUUAAUGCAUGAGUUGGGUUAGUCUCUCCCCCCCCCCCCCCC